Messenger RNA from Cladocopium goreaui, 549 nucleotides. Lineage: Eukaryota; Dinophyceae; Suessiales; Symbiodiniaceae. The record is from the annotation of a GenBank genome assembly.
AUGGCGGAGCAGCUUUCAGUGGUCACUGGACAGAAUAGCGAAGUGGAGUUUCCUUGCAGCGUGGUUUGGGCUCCAAUCCCAGUGGUGUCCCAUCUUUUUCCCAUGAUUGGGCACACAAUGAUCACUGACUCCAAGGGCAUGCUCUACGACUUUGCGGGUUUUCUUCCUGCUGGUGGGCGUUCGGGCGUCUGCCGCAAUGUUGGCAUUUUUGGACCUGGCGUGAGGGUUUUGAACAUCAAAGCGCAGUUGAAGGCCUCGGAAGAAGAGUUCCAGGAUGACUGGGACGAGGCAAUCUUGGCGGCCAACAAGCGCUUCGAACGACAGGUCCAUAUGGGAUGUAUCAACAACUGCCACAGCCACAUCGUCUUCGCUUUGAAUCGGCUCCGUUGCGCGGCUCUUCCCAGGUGGCUGCAGUGGAAUUCCAUCGUCCUGGCCAUGGCCAUACUGCUUGCAGGACGCUUUAUACCAGGAAGAGGUGCGCCGCGUUGCUGCUUUCGCGCAUGGUACUUCCUGUGGCCAGUGCUUGCUCUCUGGACGGGUUCCAGUUGA